ACUGUGCACUGAUAUAAUUUAUUAUAGGGAGGAGGCACUGCUAGGAGACAGUACACAGAUAGAGGGAGGCAUUAUGCAUUGAUACAAUGUAUUAUAGGGAAGGAGGCACUGAUAGGAGACAGUACACAGAUAGAGUGAGGCACUGUACACUGAUACAAUGUAUUAUAGGGAGGAGGCACUGACACAGUACACAGCUAGAGGGAGGCACUGUGCAGGGAGUAUAGGUGGGGCAGGUAGGUGGACUCUCAGGCGGAUUGAGCAAUGUACUAUGAUCUGCUGCCUGUGGCUGUGGGUGGAGCAGCUUCUCUCUCUCUCAGCUGAGACUUUCCUUACACUGCAGCCACAGGGAAGAAUCUCCUCCCAGUCCUACCAGAAGUUCCUGUGAGUGGGAGAAGCAGCAGCCGGACCCCGGGUCUCCCUGCACCUGGGCUGCCCAGGUACCACAAUAUGGAUGCUGUGUGGUUUCUGCUUUGCCCUCCACUGAGGUGAAUGCUGCUCCUUCCUGUGCUUCCUCUUUGUAUAUCCAUCAUGUGGAACCAUUCCGGCCUGUUUUUCAUCCUCCUCCUUGCACGGGGCACCUUGACUUCCGCAUGGCAGUGCCCGGUCACAUACUACCCUACGCUAGACCCAGAUGUCCAGUACCAGUUGCCCACCUUCACUGCACCAAGUACCAUACAGAAUGUGGCAGCCAAAGAGCCACUGCUCUUCCUGGCCACAACUAACCACCUCUAUGUCCUCAGGGGCACAGACCUCCAACUCAUGCAGGACCUAAUCACCGGCCCCACCAAGAGCCCCCAGUGUGACCUCUGCUCCAAAUGCCGGAUGGGCAGCGCCCUCCCAGACCAGGAGGAGGAUACUGACAGCAAAGUCUUAGUAGUGGACCCAGUGGAAAACAUCUUGUAUAGCUGUGGCUCCUCUCUCCGUGGUCUUUGCUUCCUGCAUGAAAUCGAAGGCUUAGAAAUCCUGGACUCCUACUGCCUCUUCCGUGGGCAGGAUAAUUCCCCUUCCUCCUGCAGGGACUGUAUUGCUAGCCCCCUUGGGACGAAGGUCAAGGUGAUGCUGCACAUACGGAAUGUUUAUUUCUUUGUGGCCUCCACGCUAGAGUCACGCGUGACUGAGAACUACAGCACCACGUCUGUGUCCAUUAGGAGGCUCCUCUCGUCUCAGGAUGGUUUUGCAGGCAACUUUCACUCGCUGACGGUCCUCCCACCAUAUAUGAACACCUACCCCAUCCAUUAUGUGUACACCUUCAACACUACAGACUACGUCUACUUCCUGACGGUACAGCAGGAGAGCACCGAGACCAACAAUUACCACAGCAGGCUGAUACGUCUAAGCGCGAAGGAGGAGGAGAUGAAAAGUUACCGGGAAUUGGUCCUGGACUGUCGGGUUGAGCAGAAACGCCGGCGCAGGUCGGAGCCUCAAACGUUCAACAUUGUGCAGGCGGCUCACGUUGUGGGCGUGGGGAGCAACCUGGCUUCUGAGCUGUCGCUGGGCACUGAAAAUCUUGUGCUGUUUGCGGCCUUUGCUCAGAGUGAGCCCCAAAGUGCAACGCCCCGCAAAAAAUCCGCCCUCUGCGCCUUCCCCCUGAAGUUCAUCGACUUGUCCAUCAGGGAUGGGAUGAGAAAAUGCUGCAGCAUCGAGUACAAGGAAAAGCUCCAGAGAGGACUUCGCUACUACCAAACCGAGACCUACUGCCCCCAAAAUGUGAAUGAAUCUGCGCUGGUCCCGGACCGCAGCUGUUGGAAUGUCCCCACGCUGGUCACCCCACCCAUGAUACGCCUGGACUUGUUUAGCGGACGCUUGAAUGGUACCCUGCUCACCUCUCUGUACGCCACCACCGAGGAACCUUUAACCAUCGGAUAUCUGGGCACCUCCGCUGGGAGAAUGAUACAGGUAAUUCUGCAACGCAACAGCAACCCUCUUAUCCUGUCCAACUUUUCCCUGAGCCGCAACGAGUCUGUGUCACCUGAGGUCGCCCGCAUUGGGAACGACUUACUGUUUGUCACCGGGAACCAGGUGACAAAGGUCGAUGUCGCAGGCCCCGGGUGUCGGCACCUCCUCACCUGCAGUCGUUGCCUACGCACACCGCCCUUCAUGGGGUGUGGUUGGUGUCAAAAUGGCUGCUCUCGGGAGGACGAAUGUCAAGGGGAGUGGAACCAAGGCAUCUGCCCUCCAGCAAUUCAUGACUUUCACCCUAGAAGUGCUCCGCUACGUGGCUCUACCUCCAUCACCAUCUGUGGGGCCUAUUUCCAGUCUCAGAAGGUGUACAAUGAACCUGUCAAUGCGGAGAUCUCCACGCAGACUCACAAAGUGACGGUGGGACCUCGAGAAUGUGUGGUGGACCCUAAGAGGAGCGGCAGCAGAAGCCUGGUCUGCACCUUGCAGACGGAUGGAGCCCCGGAUGCGGUGUCAACUGCCAACAUCACCAUAACAAUCAACGAGAACCUGAGAAACGUCAACUACUAUAUCGCAGGCAGCAGCACUGCCGGUGGCUUCAACUUCGUGGAGCCACUUCUUAUGUCUGUGUCUCCAUCGUUUGGUCCUUUGGUUGGAGGAUCUAGACUGACGCUGAAAGGACGAGAUCUGGUUGCAGGAGAGAGCCAGCAGGUGUAUUUAGGAAACUUGCCAUGCAGAAUGGACAAUGAGUCUUGUCCUGAAGGCGACCUUUGCUGUGCAUCGCCACCAGUCACCUCCCUUGGACCCACAAAUAUUACCUUGUGGUUGGAUGGAGUCCAGACUUACUACCCCCAGCCGUUCAUUUACAAGCCUGACCCACGGAUUGACAGCAUCCAGCCUCUGUGUAGCUUGGCUCGCGGAUCCUCCCUCACGAUUCAGGGGUCCAACCUGGAUUCAGUGUCCAGUGUAACAGUCUCGUAUAAAGGCAUGAAGAAGGUCUGUGAAGGGGUUUUCUCCCGUGAUCGCAUUGUCUGCAGCACCCCAGAGUUGACUUACAUGGAGAGAGAUAGAUUACCGAGGACGCUGAGUCUGCAGCUGGAUGGAUAUAUAUAUACCACUGCUAAGAACUUUGAUUAUAUUCAGAAUUAUGUUGUUCACCCUUUUGAUGAAAGACGUUUCACGCUGAAGAAAGGGGAGACGAAGAUCGAGGCGAAUCAUAACUUCCUGGACUUGGCCAGCAGAUGUUUCAAUGUCUCCAUGACCGUCGGGGGCGUAGACUGUUACCCCACACUGUUCCAGAAUGAGAUCACCUGUAAGAUUAGCAAGGACAUGGUGAUCCCGCCAGGAGGGGCUGUGGUGCAGGUGUGUGUAGAUGGGUUCUGCACUGAUCUGGGCCUUGUGGUCAUAGUCAGUCUGCUGGAUCCUGUGGUGGGCAUAGUGCUGGGGACUGUGGCGUCACUGUUGGUCUGUGCCGUUUUGGUCUUCGUCCUCCUGAGAAGAUAUAGGCCUCACAAGAAGAAAGUGGCGGAGAAUUUGGAGUUGCUGGCGAAUAACAGGGACCCCGUCUUGUCCCCCAUCCACGCUCAUUUUGGGGACUACAGAGAGUCUUAUGUCCCUACAAGCAGCUCUGGGGGAGUGUCCCUCCACGGUGGCAAUUACUCCGGCGGCAGCAUUGGGGCAAGUUCCAUGCCGCUGCUCCUCACCAGCCUACUGGACAAUCUGCGGCCGGAACUGCUGGAUGAAGUGAAGGACGUCCUGAUUCCGGAGAGCCGCCUGACCACGCACCGCGACCGGAUAAUUGGGAAAGGACACUUUGGGAGCGUUUACCACGGAACGUACAUAGACGAGGAGGAGCGGCAGACGCACUGCGCGGUCAAGUCCCUCAACCGGAUUACGGAUGUGGAGGAGGUGGAGGAGUUUCUGCGGGAAGGGAUCCUGAUGAAGAGCUUCCACCAUCACCACGUGCUGUCGCUCAUUGGGAUCUUCCUGCCGCGCGAGGGGCUUCCCUUGGUGGUCCUCCCGUUUAUGUCACACGGGGACCUGCGACACUUCAUACGCAGUGAGGACAGGAACCCCACAGUGAAGGACCUGGUCGGGUUCGGCCUGCAGGUCUCCCGGGGGAUGGAGUAUCUGGCUCAGAUGAAGUUUGUGCACAGAGAUUUGGCUGCCCGGAACUGCAUGCUCGAUGAGACGUUCCAGGUGAAGGUGGCAGACUUUGGGCUGGCCCGAGAUGUGUUCGAUAAGGAGUAUUAUAGUGUCCGGCGUCAUAAGAAUGCGCGGCUCCCCGUCAAGUGGAUGGCACUGGAGAGCCUGCAGACCCAGAAAUUCACCACCAAGAGCGACGUGUGGUCGUUUGGGGUACUGCUGUGGGAGCUGAUGACCCGGGGGGCCCCUCCUUAUCCAGAUGUGGACCCCUAUGACAUCACUCGCUACCUGUACAGGGGGCGACGUCUCGCCCAGCCCGAGUACUGCCCGGACCCACUCUACACUCUCAUGUUGCAAUGCUGGAAGCCUCAGCCCGAGGAGCGGCCGUCCUUCACCCAGCUGGUCACUGAGAUGGAGGUCAUCUCCAACUCCCUGUGGGGAGAUCACUACAUUAAUCUGAAUGUUACCUACAUAAACCUGGACCGGGACCAGCCCUUCCCCCCCGCGCCGCCUGCGUCUGAGGAUGAGCUGGAGGACGAGUCUGUAUCCUCCGAUGAUGUAGAGGAGUCUAAUAAGGGGACAUUGUGAGAACGUGGCGGCGCGGAGCUGGCGCGGAGUAGUGCAAAGGGAAACGAAUAGCUUGGCAAUCGCCGGCCCGUAUUAUAUUCCUCCGCCCUUUGUGCUGGACACGGCGCUUCCCCUGGGCAAUCAGGAAGCGCAGUUGUCCAGCACAGAUAUAUCCUGACCUCUGGGGAGUAUUGUAUUCCAGGUCAUACGUAAACGAGAACACAUUGUACCUAGAUAAAUGCUGCAAUUUACCUCAAUCAAGGCAAAAAAACAAUUUUAAUUAAUUUCUUUUUACAGUGGCGCAAACUGUACAGUAACAUACACGAUAGAGCGCGCCUGUCGCUGAACGCAACUGAAGCAUUUUGUGUGAUGAUCCACUAACCAUUAUAAUGCGACCUAUUCAUUUCCUGGGAGCCCGUGACAUAGCUGAGGCAUGAGCCGCCGAGUGCCUCGGUGAUGUCUCUAGUUCCUGGUGAAUAGAAAAGCUUAACAACAUGGCUGCCACGCUUGUGUAGGCGUCACAUGUGCUGUUAUAUGUGGGUUUGACGCCAGUUCUCCUUGAAGGGCAUAUUCUGUACCUGCAGCUCCUUCUUUCUGUCUGCGACAGUGCAGCAAUCCGGAAAGGUCCGGAACACGGAGAAGAUGAACGUUCUGUAGCCGUCAGAGCUAGCGGUCAUCUCCGGGCCUGAGCGUCUGUAGCCCGAUCCUUACACAAAGUGCUUUCAUUCCGCGCUUCAGCCGAUUCCCCCGUGGUUUACUCUUAUCUCCAUUCCGAGGCGUUUCCAGCGAGCACAAUGUGACGGGGAGGACGUGUUCUGCAUUGUGCGCGCUCUGCGGAUACUUGAAUUGUAUAUGGCUGUGUAUGUAUAUAUUGGACUUUGUUACCAGAGCAAUAUUUUUAUAUUAAGAUUUCCUUUGGUUAAAAUACUUUCUUGCGCUCAUGUUGAGAAGUGGGAAAGGUGUAAAUAAAAAGAUCUUAUUUCUUA
Messenger RNA from Pseudophryne corroboree (corroboree frog), 5597 nucleotides. RefSeq names its product macrophage stimulating 1 receptor (gene MST1R). Bases 490 to 4632 code for a protein of 1380 amino acids. Gene Ontology annotation, molecular function: protein binding; hepatocyte growth factor receptor activity; ATP binding. Gene Ontology annotation, cellular component: plasma membrane; signaling receptor complex; basal plasma membrane. The transcript has 22 exons. Gene Ontology annotation, biological process: neuron differentiation; multicellular organism development; cell migration. NCBI's taxonomy places the organism in Eukaryota, Metazoa, Chordata, Amphibia, Anura, Myobatrachidae. The record is from RefSeq and is a predicted model, not a curated record.